Molecule: messenger RNA, 1223 nt
Organism: Arvicanthis niloticus (Nile rat)
Lineage: Eukaryota; Metazoa; Chordata; Mammalia; Rodentia; Muridae
Product: death domain-containing membrane protein NRADD
Biological process (GO): Rho protein signal transduction
Cellular component (GO): plasma membrane; cell surface
Molecular function (GO): nerve growth factor binding; coreceptor activity; death receptor activity
Source: RefSeq, a predicted model, not a curated record
CCCCCCCAUUGGCCCGCCCCUUGCCUUGGCUCACUCUUUCUUGGGCAGACCGGAACCUGUCCUCUCCAGGGAUUCCCGUCGUCUUCCUAGCUGAGUGGAUCCUGGCACCCUUGGAGGGGUGGCCGCAGAAGAGUUCCUUCUGGACUCAGAGAAGCAGGCUCCAAGCUCCAUCAGCUCAGUUCUGUGUUUGACUCUCCUUCACCAAGAAACAGCCCAGCAAGCAGCGCCUGGCAGCACCAUGCUUCAUAACAUCAGCAAAGGCGUGGUCUAUUCAGAUACAGCCCUGCAGGGGCAGGAUGGGAACAGGGAAGGAGUGUGGGGAGGAGCUGGGGGAGCCCUAGCCUCCAACACCUCCUCCCUAUUUCCCCCUGAGCCUCCAGGGGCCUCAAGCAACAUCAUUCCUGUCUACUGUGCUCUUCUAGCUACUGUGGUUCUUGGUCUGCUUGCCUAUGUGGCCUUCAAAUGCUGGCGCUCACAUAAGCAAAGGCAACAGUUGGCUAAAGCUCGGACUGUAGAGCUGGGGGACCCUGACAGGGACCAGAGGCGUGGUGACAGCAAUGUCUUCGUGGACUCUCCUUGUGGACUGGAGCCUUGUAUUCCCAGCCAGGGACCACAUCCAGAUCUUGGCUGCCGACUUUACCUGCAUAUUCCACAGCAGCAGCAGGAGGAAGUCCAGCGGCUCUUGAUGUUGGGUGAACCUGCCAAGGGCUGGCAGGGCCUGGCAGGCCACCUGGGCUACCAAGCUGAGGCUGUGGAAACAAUGGCCUGUGACCAUGUGCCAGCCUACACCCUGCUAAGGGACUGGGCUGCCCAAGAAGGCAGUAGAGCUACCCUCAGAGUGCUAGAGGAUGCUCUGGCUGCCAUAGGCCGAGAAGAUGUGGUCCAGGUUUUGAGCUCACCAGCUGAGGGCUGCUCUGUGGUAUGAGUGACACCUCCCAGCGCUGCCCACCCUAGCUCUGGGCAUUCUCAUGGCCUCAUGUCCUUCAUGGGCUUGUAUACUACUUCUCUGGCUUCAGCCUGCUGUUGUGGCAGAACACAAAAGAUCCAGACACUUCAUGCCUCUUCCCCCUCCUCUCCAAGACAGGAGGGGGAGACAUGAGGGGAUGGGUAAGAGUAGGGCAUGGCUUUGCCCACAGAUCCUCAUUCUGCCUCUAUGUGCUCCAGCUAUUUUUUUCUAUUUCUUUUUAAAAUCACAUAUUAAAGACACCUUUAGACUUUUUUUC